Neofelis nebulosa (Clouded leopard) is the source of this 1853-nucleotide messenger RNA. RefSeq names its product aurora kinase A and ninein interacting protein (gene AUNIP). The transcript has 4 exons. NCBI's taxonomy places the organism in Eukaryota, Metazoa, Chordata, Mammalia, Carnivora, Felidae. Bases 58 to 1134 code for a protein of 358 amino acids. The record is from RefSeq and is a predicted model, not a curated record. Gene Ontology annotation, biological process: spindle organization. Gene Ontology annotation, cellular component: spindle pole; centrosome.
GUCGCGGGACCCGCGGCGAGGGCCACGCGUCCUGUGGGCUGGGUGUCCGCGGCGGCCAUGAGGCGGAGAGGCCCGGAGGAGGAGGCCUGCGGCGUGUGGCUGGACGCGGCAGCCCUGAAGAGGCGGAAAGUGCAGACACACGUAAUGAAGCCAAACACCAAAAUGCUAACCCUUUUUCCUGGAGAAAAAAAGGCGAAGAUUUCCUUUACUCAAAGAAUUCCACCUACAGGCAUUCGGCAGACCAGCAUCGCUUCCUUCUUCACCUUGCAGCCAGGAAGGACAAUUGGUGGUGACCAGAGGAAUGUUUCAUCUCCUAUAGAAAGUCAGACCAACAAAGAGUCUAAGAAUGAUGUAACCCAGCUAGACCAUUUGAUCCAGGGCUUAGGGGAUGAUUGCAUGGCACCCCCAUUAGCCACUUCAACCCCUGCAGACACCCAGGAAGCCGGACUUUCUCCACAGCCCCUCCAGGAUUCUGGCCACCACAGGAUGGGAACACCAUUUUUGACUGUGCUGUCUUUGCUCCAGCCUGACACCUUAGUCUGUGCUGGAAAGAGUAAAGCCUCUCCAUCUUGUUCCUUCACCAAGAACUUGGAAGGUUCUCGCUCACUGGACAAAAAGGAGGAAGAGAAAGACUCUUCCUGGAAAAGGGAAUGGCUUCAUGGAUCUAAGAAAAAGAACUAUCAGGGUGUGGAGAGACCCAUUAAACCACCUCGGGGCAAGGGCCAUGAGCCCUUGGACAAGACUCCAUUAGAAAAGGUGUCUGCAAAAGAAACCAGACAGACCCCGAUCCUCCUUCAAACAUACAGGGAUUCCUGGAAUGGGGAAAACACACACUCAGUGAAACAAAGCCCUUGUCCUAUCCCUGUAUUUUCUUGGGACAGUGAAAAGAAUGACAAGGACUCUUGGAGUCAGCUUUUUACUGAGGAUUCUCAGGGCCAGCGAGUCAUUGCCCACAACUCUAGAGCUCCUUUCCAAGAUGUAACCAACAACCAGAAUCGGGGCUUAGGACAGUUUUCUAGCAGCCGUUGGGCUCAGUGCCAGGAGAGGCCCACUCAGUUAAAUCUGCAGCCUGAUUUGCUCUUUACCCAGGACUCAGAAGGGUCUCACCUGAACACGCUGGGUGUUCUAGCGUAGAUGUUAUCCACUAGGUGGCAGUUUCCCAUGUUGCAGGUAUGCUACCUUAAGAGGCUUAAACAGCCCCUAGGGGGCAAGUGUGCAAGCUGUAAGAUGGAACUACUUUAAGAGUUUGGGUAAAAUCCCUACAGAAGGGGACAAGAGGCUCCCUACAGAAGUGUUUUUUUGUUUUUAUAUAGGCCGGACUUUAUAAGAAAAGAGGGGAAGCCUCUUUUUACGAAACUUCACAUACCUUAAAAUCAACAGGAAUCCUAUACCCAUGGGGGAUGCAAGGGGUCACAAGCCAGAGACAAAGAGCAGGUGCAGUAUCUCUCCAUAUCCUUCAUUUAAUGUCAGGUAGUGCUUCAACCCACACACACACAGGAUACAUACCGUAGAGAAAGGGACCCGAGGGCGUCUGAGUCAUGCAUGGUGUGGUAGGUACAAACCUUGGCCCAACGCAAAGGAGCAGUCAAGGGCCUGGAAGAAGGAUGGUACUCUUCUCUCCUCCCCAUUUCUCUUUCCUACUAGGCUUAAACUAAAGUCCACGGAAGAGAAAGCAUUUUCAAUCGGUGGAACCCGUGAGGGCCCAGGGCCUGGGAGGGUAGAUCUGGUUGUAGAGUAUUACAAAAUAUAUUUAAGAAAAAAGCAGCCCAGGCUUCCCAGCAGCAGCCCAAGUGUCAGCUGGUCCAGAGGUGUGACCCUCUAUAUCUAGGUGUUGGACUGGGAAGGAGGAGAGG